Messenger RNA from Mercenaria mercenaria, 5525 nucleotides. RefSeq lists its product as uncharacterized. The record is from RefSeq and is a predicted model, not a curated record. Bases 1 to 501 code for a protein of 166 amino acids. The transcript has 6 exons. Lineage: Eukaryota; Metazoa; Mollusca; Bivalvia; Venerida; Veneridae.
AUGGGAUGGAUGAUAUUUCGACUGUGCCGAUAUUUUCCUGAAGGACAUUUUUCCCCCCAUUUUGAUGGUCAUUAUGAUGCAAGUCCCUCAGAACGAUCAUUAAAAACAUUUAUGUUGUAUCUCAAUGGUGGUUUCUCAGGUGGGGCUACAAAUUUUGUUGACGAGAGUCAAACACUAUAUAAGGAUGUAGAAACAGGGAAAUAUUGUGCUGAGGAGAAGAAUAUCAUAUGUUCUGUACAACCAGAAGCUGGUCUUGGAAUCUUAUUUAAUCAUCAUAGACUUCAUGAAGGUGCACAACUUCUGUCACCACAAAAGUUUUUAUUUUGCCUUAACGUUUAUUUAAGAGUCAGUCGUAUGCAAAAACUCAAUGAAAAGAAUGCGAAGGCAUUGAAACUUUUGCAACAGGUUGAAACCUUGGAGAAUGGAGGAGAAUGUAUGAAGGCAGCAGAACUGUACAGACGAGCAUUUAAACUGGCUCCAGAGCUAGAGAACUUUUGUUGACGCAGGAGACUGACAGUGUUCAUAUUAUUCACAGUAUCAGGUGGAUGGACCUCUUUCACAGGUCAAGUCAAAAAGAUGCGUCAUCCCUCUGACAGAGAAAAAAUUGUUUUUGUUCAUAUUUGUAAUGCAAGAAGAAUGUGAUAAUUAUAAUAUUAUAUAUAUAUAUUUUUAUAUGGGUAUUUUUGCUUUUAGCUCACCUGAGCAUGAAGUGCUCAUUAGCAUUGUUGGAUGUCCAUUGUCUGGCAAAUACAAAUAUUCUAAACUACCCAGCCAACUUAAACCGAAGUUCACCUGAAUGGUCAUUGGGUAAUCCUCUUUCAGACAUCUGUGAAUCCAGGUUAUCAGGAAGGAUUCUAGUUGCCAUGGCAACCAAAUUUAAAGAAAAGCUAUAAAAAAUGUUCCUUGAAGACCAGCUGGCUUAAUUCUGAAAUAGUUUGUUUUUUUGCAGAAAUGUUCCUUUGCUUCAUGGAAAACUUCAAAAUCUUCUUUUCUGAAACUACUGGCUCAUUUACAAUAAUGUUCCUAAAAUGACCUUCUACCAAAAUUGCUUUAAAUCUUUGCUUUUUUUUUUAACAAACUUACAUGUAGCUGCCAGGGAUUGGGUUAGUUUUCUUUAGAUUACUAGUUUCCUCUAGAUGACUAUUUGGAAAAAAGGAAAAAUUGAAAAAUCUGCUUCUUUGAAACUGAAACUGCUUGUCUGAUUUCAAAAUUAUUUGACAGCAGUGUUCCUAAGAUGACUAUCUAUCAAAUUCCUUCAAGUAAUAUUGAUUUGUUAUUAAAGAAUAACUGCCUGGGGUGUAGGGCUAGUUUUCUCUGCUCUGUAUGGCUAUAAUUAAGGAAAAUAUAAAAAAAUCUACUCUUCUGAAAGUGCUUGUCCAAAUAAAAAGUAACUUAACACAGAUGUAACUUGUGUGACUCUACCAGAUUCCUUCAAGCUGCCCACAUACAUAACCCUCCCCACACCUCCACCAUAAAGAAGUGGAUGAAGUAGGGAGGACUGUUUCAUGGCCAUGUAUGCCACCAAUACAGUAGGUUGGCGUGAACCUGUUUUGAUAGUGUUAAAAAAGCGGGAAUUAACAUUCACUUAAAGGUCCAUAGACUUACAGUGAUUUAUUAUGUGUGUGUGAAUUAAGUGUAACACUGUUUUGGUAUAUCAUUUCUAUUCUGAAAUUUCUUUCAUAUAAAAUGAUAUAUCAAAUGUGGUAGCACUCUUUCUUAGGGGCUGUAUGUUGGUGAAUAUGUCAAUGUGACAUCAGUAUGCAGCGUUUUAACAGAUGUGCAUUGAUUUUUGGUAUCAAAAUCUGUUUCUGACACAUUUAAAGAGCAUGCACAGAUAUGUUCUUUCUCUUUAACUACUUUCUCAAAUCUGAAAUACCCCUUUCUUGUCACAGUCAAAAAGAGUUUAAUUCAGUUUAGUGUCAUGGGUCUGUUUCACAGAAGCACACUUUGGAAAAAUUAUAUGCUUUUAACCCUUAUCAUGCUGGACACAAUUGAUUCUGCCUUUGCUACCAGUGUAGAUCAUGAUCAACCUAACAUGCAGUCUAAUCAAGAUCUGCACUGUUCACCAUUCAGGCAGUAUCUUUUUGGUAAGCACCCCAUUUAACAGUGAAUGGUACUGUCCAAAUUGAAAGAUGGACAAAUUCAUUAUAGAAAUUUAGCAUGGUAAGGGUUAAUAGAGAUGUUUUACAUAAAUCAAAGAUUUGUUAAACAGAAUGAUAAUUAUUUCACAUUAGUAUCCCAAUGUUUUGUUGUUGCUGAUUCCAUGAGGUGUUUACAUAUUUAAGAACAUAUAUUUAAGAAUUGUAUAAGAUUUGACUCUGGGUGUGGCUGUGAGUUGUUGGGUGGGGAUAAAACUUUCUUGCAUAAAGAACUUCUGUACAUUGUGUAUGCUUAUCUGUGUUCUAGUAAUGUAGUGGGAAGGAUGUCCUGAUAAAAUCUCAGGACGAGGUGCUUGAAAUAAAGGUCAGAAACCUUAUAUACCGGUAGAUAAGGUGACAGGAUGGGUCAUUACUGUUUCAUAAUAGUAUUAUAAACCACUAAACAAAAUUCAGUUUGUAAGUUCAAGUGAACUUUAUCUGUUCUUCUGUCUCAGUGUACUUAGCAUACAAGGUUGUUGUUUGUUGCUGUAAAUCAAGACCUUUUUCCUAUUAUAUUUAUCUCGAUGCUGAACUGUUUAUGCUUUUGGAGUUAAGAUCAUUUCAAAUGGCCUUCAUGGAUGAAUGGGUCAGGUCACUCGCUUUGAAUCACUUGCCCUUCAUUUCUGUUCGUUCAAGUCAAUCUUCGGUCUUAAUGUGGGUAAACCAUCCAGGUGUAUUAUGAAAGGUCGGUGGUUCUACCCAAGUUUAAGUCCUAAAGGAUACAGUUAAGGUUGAAAAGUUGCCAUAGGACCUGAACUGCGUCGACACAAAGCCAAUCUAACAAUAACGCAACUUUGAACUUUCCUGUUCAUAACUCAUUUAGACCCCUAUAAUAUAAAAUGAACUCGGUAAUCUUUUGAAGGCAUUUUUAUUAUUACUUAUUACUUUUGUUAUUAGUGAUCUUGUAUAUUAACAAUCUUUUUCGUAUAUUAUUUAUCUUUAAUAUUAGAAUACCAUUAACACAUAGCAAAGAAAAUAAUCUUGAAAGUUACAGUGAUUUUUUGUACAAAUGAAUAUAUGUCUAACUUAAAAUAUGUAUAUACGUCAAUCUAUUUACAACAGCACAUAAACUAUCACAUGUUUAAAAUAAUGGAUCUAUGAACUUUUUUUUUGCUUGUAGAUGUUAGAAUCAUUCUUUUGAUAUUUCUUCAGGCGGGGGACCCAUAAUGACAUUUGACAACUCCCUCGUGAUUACAUAUCAUUAGUAUACAAUUUCAUUAUCUCCCGGGCAUAUAACUGGAAAUUAUUUUUCAUAACAAACCGAGAAUCUCAUUUGCAUAAUGGGAACAUGUAAACAAACGGAAAUUGAUGAUCGUCAUUACAGGUCCAUUACCUUAACGUAGAAAUAACAAACAAAGUACCACUAAAACAUAGGUCAGCAAUAUCUUAAACAAGCAAUUGAUCUUCAAUUGUUAAAAAGUAUAAUUAUGCACAUUUUACUACAAAUAACAGGCCUGAGAUCGAGUUAGAAAUCAGAAUCCUGACAGUGUAAUUUCUGAAGCAAUGAAAUAUUCAUUUCCUAUAAAUUCAGAAAUAUCUGGUCCUUGGGUAAAAUGUACUACUAUUUUGUAUGUCUGUAUCACCCUGAAAAUGAAAUGGCUGGAGAGCUGCUACACACUAGGAGGCCUAGCACUUGAUGGUGGUGUUAGAUUACUGUACUCCUCAUCAGUAUGUCGCAGGUUAAAACUGCACCAGAGGCAAAAUAUAACUGUCAAAAAUAAAGUUUAUUGCAAACAUGAAAUUGUUAAGCAUUUUUACUGGCAGUAUUUUAUCUCUUGUUUGAAAUUGCCUGUUGUUUUUACCGUGCCUUUCUUACAUGUAACUACUGGAACAGGAAAUUCUUAUUUAUGAAUCGCAAAUUACAUUUUGAUGGAAUAUCUUUUGUAACUUAUUUUGUUACUCGCUUAAAAUAUGAAUCAUAUUAACAGGUACCAAUAGCAAUUUAAUCUGAGACUUUCAAAAUUAUGUAGAAUUGAAAUCACACAUCUUCGCAUAUGUAGUUGUUGAUAUAUUGUCACCAUGGUGCACACAGUGAUAAAUGCUUCUUUAUGUGAGUGAAGUUAUCCACUUGACUAGCUGCAUGUGAAAAGUUAAUAUUAUUUCAGAGGAAAACUUGUCUUUUAAAUGUAAAUGUCUAUUUUGCUAUGCCAUGGUUCAUGUACAUGUACUAUUAAUGUUUUUCACAUACAUAUUUUUUUACAUUUAUGUUUUCUGUUGCAUGUGUUAUUAUUUUAUACCUGCCAUUUUAUUUUGAAUAAAAUAUUUUCUUUUUUAGCGAUGAUUCUGUACAUUUGUUAGUUAUGAUUUUAUACUUUUUCAUUUGUUUCUAGUAUAAUUCUAGUCGGAAAAAUUAAAUACAAACAAAUGUAACAGCCAUUACUAGGAAAGUCAAAGAAGUGGUUCUUUUAAGUGGUUCUUUUAAGUGGUCUUUAUUCACAGGUUAAAGGUCCAUUACUAAGGGAAAGUGAGUUGGCAAUUUUUUUCAUAGCCAGUGCAUAGACUUCUGCAAGACACUAAAUAAUGAAGAUUGGCAGGUCAAAAUUUACAGAAGGUCUUUGGAACUCAAAGAAAUGUAUGUGUAUUAUGUUGAAAUUUCAAUGAAUCGACAGAAUGACCCCCCAGGUCUUUUUAACUUUCUUCAUACUUCAUAGAAAAAUAAUUGUACAUACUGCGAUUUAUUUCGAAUUUCUACAUACCAACUUUCAUUUUCCAAUAAAAUGAAAUAGUUUCUGUGCUUUUUAAAAGAAAUUAAAAUGUUCACUUUCCUUAGUAUUGGACCUUUAAAGUACAUUUUAACCAGUGCAGAUAUUUAAAGACUGUGACUAAAAAACAGAUCUGGUGCACCUGUGAUAUAUUACAGACUUCAGUAUAUACCGGAUUCAAGCAAUUUGAAUGACAAGUAUCUUUAAUGUAAAUAUUUUGUAACCAUAGUAAUCCUAACCCUAACUUUUAGUCAGUAUAUUAUACAUAUUAUACAAUAAAUGCGCGUGGACAUGCAAAAAUGUACAUAAGAUAAUGAUUUUGUGACAUGUCCAGAACAAUUGCACCAGAUCUGUAAUGAGAAACAUUGAUAUUUAAAUCUGUAAUUGAAGUAGUAGAGCCAGAUGGUUCACAUGUCGCCUUUAGCUCUGGGUUGACUAUACUGGAAUAGUAAAGAGAACUUUACCGCAUUCUAGUUUAAUAUUUCAGUUCUGAGAUCCAUCAGUUUAAAGCAUGUAAUUUUUAACAAUGAACAUCUGAAAACAAUAACAUUUUUUUUCCAAACUUAAUGUUCUGGAAAUAUUAAAACAAACUGAAUAGAUUAUAGUAAAAAGCAAAAUAUUCUUGCAAGCAUGCAUACAUGUAUAAUAUCAUCUUCUUGCCAACAAAUAAAAAAGUUUAAACACA